UUGUUGUUCCCUAUCGAGUCGCCAUUACAGUCAGCCAUAUUAUGUGAAGGAUUCGAUGAUGGACGAUAAUUAUUGAAUUUUUCAAUCGAGACUUAUUCAUUUCAUUCUCUUGGAUAUAAUUUGGGUUUUAAAUAAUAUGGAGUGACUAUGAGUCACCCUAAUCCGUCUGGAAACGGCUGCUCCUUGGAGGAUUGCCUCACAAAUCUAUUUGCUUUGACUGAUUUGUGUGGCAUAAAAUGGCGCCGCUUGACAACAGAUAAUGUGAACGUAGAGCCACUUGAAGACCCUGUCCUUGUUGGCUUUUCUCGUUGCAUUAACAAUGACAUCUUGUGUGUAUGGCGUCGUGUCCAAAGAGACCCAGACCAGCGCCAACCAGACUUCAACAGUAGCAAAGAGCUAUGGAUAUUUUGGUAUGGCGAUGAGCCUGAGUCCCUUAGGCAAGCUCUAACCCCAGAUCUGGGCUUAAAAGAAAUAGAAAGCGGAACUUGGGACAGGGAUAAAGAUAAAGAUAAUGGCCUUACAUAUGAGUGCAGGACGUUGCUUUUCAAAGCCCUGCAUAAUCUGAUAGAACGGAGCCUUCUUUCCAAAAAUUUUGUGAGGCUUGGUAGAUGGUAUGUGUUACCCUAUGAGCAUGGAAAUUCAGAUACUGGGGUUCACCUAAGCUUCAGCUUCCAUUACUUUUUACAUGGGGAGAGUCAGGUGUGCGCCAGCAUUGAGGUCAAAUUACGACCUCCGGUUUGGAGACUCACAGCCCAGCACAUAGCUUUGGUGCAGGGGAAUCAAGCUAGUAUUCAAGUUAUUCUAGCACCUCAUGGACUUUGUGGUGUGCUGACAGGGGUCACCUACUCAGAGAAUGACCACAACCCUACUUCUGCCAAAAUGUUUCAAGACUGGUCAGACUAUUACCCCAUUAAGGAGGAUAGCUUGAAUAAAAUGCCUAACAUGGUGGAAGUCAUAGUUGGGGGAACCAGAAUGCGCUACCCAACUUGUUAUGUUUUGGUCUGCGACAAUGAGGACAUCAACGGCAGCAACAGUGUCCUCCAGCCCUUGCAGACAUCCAUCCUUCCCGGUCACAACAGGUCAUUGACAAGAUCAGUGUCCCAAUUUUCACCGCCAGCAUCUCCCGUCGACCCGAGCAUGGGUUUGGAUCACCAUGGCAUAAAAAUUGCCCCGUUGGUCGGUGCGGUGCCAGGGCAGACGGAGAGCUCUCAGACUAUAAGUGACUCCAAGGCUGACUCCAUUAGUUUUCAUAUUGCAGAGAAAGUCAGACAGGACGCCUGUAUACAUGUAUCACAGAAUAAAAGGCUAUCAGAGGUUCUCAGCAGUGAGGAUCAGUCUCAUCAACCAAAUGUAGGUGUAUGGAACUACACCGAUCCAGCCAGUAAAGUCACUUGUAACUGUGUGCGGCAUAGAAAAAAGGCCCAAGGGAAAAAUGCACUCGGAGGAAAACAUGGGAAAGGUGAUAAAAAUGAUAAAAUGGAUCGCCAGUUGAGUAGGCUAAGUCGCAACCCUGUGCCAUACCACAGACGUGGUCACCAGCUGGAUGACUUGCUGCAGUUUGAUGUCGAGCGGGUCAUGACUCAGCCCAACCCCGCUUUCUCUUCCACUGGGGCCACCACCAUCGUCAGUAGCAGCAACACGACGCCUCAGGGCAGGAGCAGCACGCCGAUGCAUGACAAUGUUGUGCCCAUGGACACUCCCAACUCUGCUCCGUCUCCGCUGGAUGAACCCCAGCCUCCCGCCUCAUCCACGCUGGACCCGACUAUGCCAACCCUGAGCCCCCACCCACCUAGUAAGUUUUUACCAGAUGGCAGCGGUGGGCGGCCAUUGAAUUCUGUGGCUGGUGUCGGUGGAGCCAUCCUCCCAACGGACACCAACCACUUAGCGGCACCACCAGGUGCUGUGAACAUUGUGGGCAAUAGUACAGUUGUUUUGGGCAGCAAUAACCUUAAUAAUAAUAGUACAGCAGGGAAUGUUGGCAGCAAUACAAAUAUAUCAGUGACUUGUGCUGGUAGUCUUAUAAGUAGUACUGUAAAUAGUGCAAUGAAUGGGGUGACUGUAUUGGUGGACUCUAACUGUAAACUGGCUGGCGAGGAUACCUCAACAUCCGCCACAGCUAAAAUGAACUCUGCCCUCUCAUGUAUGCCAGUUACACCAGAUUCACAGCAGUUCUCCUGGAGUUCUGUGACCUCCAAGACUGAAAGUGUCAGCCACUGGGUUCACUCCCAUCAGCAGAGGCCUAGUUCUGAAAAGCAGCAUGAAAGACAUUUUGAUACCAAUUUAAAACGUCCAAGUUUGCCAACCAAAGGUUCAGACAGUGAUACGGAACAAGGGAUGGAGUCUCUUUAUAAUUUUGAUUCCUUAAAUAUGUGGAUUGACCUGCCCUUGAAAAAAGGAAGAUAUGACCUAAGUGAUAGUUUAUCUGGUGAUUUGAUUGCUCCCUCGUCAAGCUUUGCAACUCAUUCCCGAGCAACUCCCAUGAUUAAAAGUCCAGAAGAUAUUUAUGAGUUUUCUGACGAAGCCUCCAAAGAUCCAAAAACUGUUACCAUCAGAUCUAGACCCAGUAGAGAUGACAGGUCCUCCCCUCUUGGAAAAAUGGAUGAUGAUUCUCGUCCAUCCUCGCGGCAGGGUGUGGCAGAUGUAACUAUUAAAGAAGAAGCUACCAAUGGUGAGACAGAACUAGGGCACCUGACAUCUCCUUUGACACCAGGUGGCAGUCUUACAAGAGAACGAGAUAUUAGAGUUGUGGGGGCUGAUCAAGACUUGGCUCAUAUCUUUCAAUCAGAUUCUGAAGAGGAUGAUGAUGGAGGAGCUCCUGAUUCUGGUAUAGGCACCAAGUCAACUGAUGAUCUGAAACCUACUAGAAUACUUAAUGGAACUCUAGGAAUAAUUCCAGCUUUAGAUCUUGGUCACAUGUAUCCCACACCGCCUUCACACGAGACGAACAAGUCUCACUCCCCAGAGACCAUGACAGAUGUAACAAAUGAAGGCAUCCUUACUUCAGGCUCUGCCGUGGCAUUUCACAAUUCUGUCGAAAACUCUCUUCCCCCCAUUGUUGAAACUAUAACCAAUAUUAAAUGUGAUGUCUUUGUGCCGCCCGUUGUCGCUGAGACUAUUGGCGCCUCCAAAUACUCAGCAGUUGAACUGCCCAGUGGCAGGUCGUCACCUCUCCCCACCGUCCCCGAGUACAAAUCCAGUUGCUGUCCAAUACCUCCUGUUGAUCUUCAAAAUUCUCAAAAAAUGCAUUAUAUCAAUGUACCUAGCAUAGAAAAUAUUUCAUCUAUACGCACUGUUGGCUCAGGAAUCGAUGCUAGUCCUGCCAUCUACAGCAAUAGUCAACAGAGGACGCCGCUUAGUUACGAGCUGACGUCGCCUGCAUCUAACUCAUCUUCCUACCUCAAUAAAACAAACAAUUCCAUUGAUAAUCAUGGCACCAAUGGCCAAUUGCCAGAGGCCCACAGUCUGUUACUGAAUGUGUUACUGUGCGAUUCCAUAUUGAACUUAUUUAAAGAUCACAACUUUGAUAGCUGUACUAUUUGUGUAUGUAAUGCUGAUAUAAAUGGAAGUGAUGUCAGUGUCUAUUUGCCUGACACAAGCAAGGGAUCAUCAUCAGGCUUCAAAUGCAGCUGUGCGUUUAGUGCAGCCGUCAACCGCAGGUUUGGAUAUAACUCUGGUCUUUUUUACGAGGACGAAAUUGAAAUCACUGGCUUUCGUCAUGAUCACUACGAUCACCGAAAAACACCUUUAAUGCAAAGUAAUGACCCAUCCAAAAGUAAUGGAGAUCCAUUAAAACUGGAUGAUAUUACCCCACAGGUCAUGAAUCAGCUUCUGGGCCAGUAUGCUUCACCAUUCAUAUCUUGUAUAGGCAGCCAUCAUAUCAACCUUUUACAAAUGUCUACAGACUUGUCUCAUCAGCUUUCUACUGUUGACACAUUACAGAUUAGAGAUGCUAAUGAAGUUGUAUGUCAAGCUCUAGAAAUAGCCCGUCAAGCUAUGGACCAUUGCUUUGGCUUUGCCAGAUACGAUGAUCCAAUUUUAAAGGGCAACUUUUUGCAUAAAUGGCCUUACCUUAGAGGACCAGGUUGUGUACCCAGCAGCACCCAGGAGACCAUACAGUGUCUCAAAUCUCUGCAUCCCAUCUUACAAACAGCCAUUCAAAAUAAGCGAGUCACCAGGCUGUGGGAGAAUACAUACACACUGCAAGGGCCUAUCAGCUGGAAAGACUUCCAUGAUCUGGCUGGCAGAGGUACUGAAGAGAACCAUGAGCCACAACCAAUUCCACAUUUCUUGGUUGGUCAUGACAGAGAUUGGUUGACAGUGUCUCCUUACAGCAUUCGCUUCUGGGACAAACAAUUUCUUGAGCCAUACGGCAGAAUGCGUGAUGUUCUGUACGUUGUAGUUGCCCCUGAUAAUGACUUCAUCCUGCAGCAUGUUGUGUCUUUCUUCAAAGAGCUGAGCACAGUCUAUGAGAUGUGCAGGCUGGGAAGGCACUGUGCCAUCAACAAGCCACUUAGAGACGGCGUCUUACGUGUAGGCAAAAGUGCUGCAACUAAGUUGAUGGAUGAACCAGUGGAAGACUGGUUUAACUUCUUAGGUGACUCUAGCAUUGCUUCUAAGUUAAAAUUAUAUGCACAAGUAUGCAAACAUAAUCUAGGGCCUAUACUGUGCCAGACCAAUUGGGACAAGUCAAUGUUUGAACAAGGUUCCAGUAGUUCUCACAAAGCCCAGUUCAAAAUGCCAGAGCCGGCCUCCAACACAACUAGACCAGUUACACCAGACAACCAACAGAGCUCUGGCCAUCCAACAGGAGCAGCUCAGGGGGGACAACUUUCUGAGGAAGUCAAAGAUGGAAUGCCUACAGAUGGCAGCGCUCAGCAGAAAGAAAAUCAGCAUGACAAUGUGGAGGGAGCAGGAGAAGACACUAACACCGAGGCCCCGGGAAUUGUAGUGUAUUUGGUAGACCCUUUCUCCUAUGGGCAGGAUGGGGAGUCUGUGUCACGCUUGGCCAUGAUUGGCUUGUUGAGGUGUUACCAGCAGAUGGCCCUGCCAGAACAUUUGGCCAACAACUUGAGUUUACAGCUGGUCCCAUUGCGUACCAUCCUGGAACAUAAGGACAGUGCCAAUAAACUGCAGACAUUAAAAUCUAUUGCCUUCUCUGUGUUUACUUCAUGUAAAUGGAACAUUGGAUACAGCAUCAUGGGACGGUCACUAACAGGCUUUGGCCCUGCUGCAGCUGCUGAGCAGUUCUUGAAGCGCAAGGGGAAUAUUUCUGACACCAUGAAGCUGUACAGUCCGCCCUACAUCCUGGCAUCUACCAAGAGCAAACAGAACCAGAUAAUGGAAGCCAAGACUGACAUGCAGACUAUUGUGUUCUGUGGCUAUUGUCUCUCGGAAGACCAGCGCUGGCUCAUUGCUGUGUGUACAGAUGAGAAGGGAGAAAUGAUGGAACACUGCACUAUAAACAUUGAAAUUCCUAGCAGAAAUCGUAGAAAGAAAGCAUCAGCUAGACGACCAGGGUUACAAAAACUUUGGGACUUUAUAUUAAGUGUAGUAUCCCUGACCUGUUACCCAACUCGUCUGGUUAUUGGCAGGUUUGGUCGAAUGGGGCAUGGAGAGCUGAAAGGCUGGUCAGGUCUGUUAAGUAAAAAGAAUUUGCACAGUGCCUCUCGCCGCUUGAAAGAUAUGUGUGGACAGUGUUCAGUGAUGGGCCCUUCUGAGGUCCCCUGUGUCCUGAGUGUCUGCCUCACCUCAAUAGAAACUCACCCAAGUUUUCAAGUUGUAGCAGACACCUUGAAACCAGAAGAGAAGCAGAGUAGCAGUAUUCCUCUGCAGACCCCUCGCGAUGCCAGUGUGACCCAUAUUUUGGUCUUCCCUACGUCUGCAACAGCUCAGGUCAAUGCCAACCCUUUGCAGCAAGACCCACAGAAUGAUCUUACGGCUCAUUUUGAGCUGGAUGAUGUUUUUGUUGACAUUCACCAGAUGGGCGAGGACAUGGGCUUUCUGGAUAUAUUUGGGGAAACCUUUGAUAAUCCACCAACUUCUCCACCUGGCUCUCCGAUAAGUAAUGCCAACAGACAGAAUCUCAGGAUGAAUGGACCAUCCACAAGUAUGAUAGAGAAUCAAUCGGACCCACAAGAUGACUGCAACCUCCUACAGCAGCCUCUGGCUAUGGGUUAUUACAUUUCUACUGCUCCACCUGGACCUCUACCUAAAUGGUUUUGGUCAGCUUGCCCUGAAAAUGAAUUUGUCAGUCCACACGUUUUUAAGUCUGCCCUCCACAUUCACGAAUCCUCCCGCCACGAUGAUAUACUUCAUAAAACUGACAAUCGAAAUAAACCUCAUGCUCUGGACUCCCACAUGACCUGUGAUGUUUUAAGAUACGUCUUAGAGAAUUACAACUCCCUUUCCUGGCUGACCUUUGACCCAGUACUUAAUGAUCGCCGCUCUUGCUUGCCAGUUCAUUUUGUGGUGUUAAUGCAGCUCUAUCAUGCACUACAGACGUUUGUUUAAAAAGGGAUGCAUGGCUCAAGACAUACUGACACUCAAGCCGGCCAACACUGACUCACUUGUGCCGGCCUAUUCAAUCAAGUUUGCCCUCAUGGAUUGAGCCCAAAAACACUUGCUACCGUUAAACUAUUUCCAGUCACUACAGGAGGAGAUUUUUGUAGUCCCUGUUGGAUAACACUUUCUUGUUGUGCCUGUCGAAAAACCUGAUCUGAAACUAAUGGCAAGCGGAAGAAAAUGUAAAUGGGGGAUAAAGAGAGAGUUGGGGAGGGGCGUUAUGAAAACCAAAUGUUGUUGUUUGAUGUAGAGUAUGUAUAGUGAAAGAUUUUAUUUAUAUGAAUGGCACCAUCUUUAACAAGGGAUUCUACUCACUUUUUUUUUUCAUUAUGGUAAUGCCUGCCUUUAUAAAGAAAAAGAUGAAUACUAAACUGUUAUGGGUAAAGAAAAAAAAACAAUCACUAUUUAUUUGCACUAAAAAAAAUGUCUCUAUUUAUGAAUCAAUUGUAAAUAUCUUGUCAACUUACAAUAUAGACACUUGCAUCCUCAUUUUUAUAGAUUUCAUUUUGUAUUUCAUUCACCAUUUCAUGUUGAUCUGUGGACACGUGUUUGUUGCUAAGAGGAUGUAGCCACUUCUAUUUCUCUCCGCCAACUCAUUUUUUUUGUAAUGUGGAAUUGUUCAGCGCAAUAAAAACUACGGUUAUCACAAGAGGGUUUAGCUAAGGUAGCUCUUGUGCAGGGCACUCAUUUUGAGCGUGACACAAUGUCUCUAGUAGCCAACUAAAAGCGUUUGUGUUGGGGUUUAUUUUUUUUUUGUUCUUCUGGUCUCUGCCUCCUUCCUAAUGUGUUGAAUAAUGUGUUCAUGUUUCCUCUAAAGACCUCCUUCUGUGAAAGAGUUCUAUCAUUUGUAACUACCAAUUAUGCUUUGUUUUUUAUUGAUGCUACUUUGUACUAAUGCUUUAAUACUGGUUGGGUUGUGCACGUUCCCAUGGUAUAGAGUCAUGGCCUUAAUGCUUUGGAGACAUCAUCUUCAAUGAUUGGGUUCAUGGGCAACCUGGUUUUUUUUUUAAAAAAAAUUUUUAAAGUUUGUUUGCUGCAAUAAUUUCUAGCUUGGCAAACAAAGGCACAUUCUUGUAUUGUAAGAACUCUCUGGCAGACUGAUAAUGGCAUAGCUUAAAGCAAUACACUUUUGUUUGUCAUUUCGACCUAUGCCUUAAGUCUUUAAAAAUAAAAGGUGCACAUUAAAGGAAAAAAAACAAAAUAUGCUAAUGGUGUAAUUCUACAUUCUAGUAGAUGUGAGUUUGUUCAAGAACUUGCAUGCAUGUAAGAUGUACUGAAUCAUUGGUGCAAGCAGGCUUGAUGUUCAUGUGAACCUAUAACCUGUGUCCCUUGACCAAAGAUAUUGUGUGGUGGUGUCUUGAGAAACCUGUUUCUGAACCUGUUGAUGUUGAUCCAAAAGAAAUAAGUCAUUGUUAACAUUUUUUUUGAGGAAUUAAAAUGUCAUUGUACAUGUUUGUUUGUUUUUUUUUAUUUCAAAGCAAAGAUUAUAUGUAAAAAGUGGUAACUAUUUCAACAAAACAAAUUAGCGUGAAGUGGAGAUAUAUAUAUAUAUUAUAUAUAAAAUCUAUACAACAAAGCCAAUUGUAUAUGUAUUGCUGUAUAUAUAUUCAGUGUUUGUGUACCUGUGUUGAGCUCUUAGAGUUGAGUUGAUAGCAAUGCUGCAGGACUGGAAGACAUCUUUCAUUUCAUUCUACACAGCUGAUGUCUGGACAGCUAGUCAGAAAGAAAUUCUUUAUGCUAAAUCUCAUGCUGUACAUAAGAAUAUACACAACAUAUUCCAAUGCAGACCUCGAAUGUACAUAAUCAUUGUCUUUUGUGCUUUUGUUAUAAGCAUAUUAUUUUUGUAUCUUUGCAUAUUUUUCUAUAACGAUGUCUUGUUUUAGUAAAAACAACAUCAAAAUGGAUUUUGAAUCAUUUCAUGCUAAUUCUAUGUGGAAUAAAAAUUUUUUUUUUUAAUCAUUUUUUUUUAGCCACAUGCAUUUUACUAUGUGUAUUAUUGUCGACUGGUUUUGUACAAAUAUUUAAGUUCAUUGGACAAAACAAGGCUAGUCCUAUACUAAAAGGUGUAACAGCCUGCUUGGUCUGGAAGUGUAUUUUAUGUUGACCAGAAUGCAGGAUAACUCGUCAUGUACUAAGUAGCUUUAAACGAAUGAACAAAUUGUUUGCCGUGGGGGGUGGGAAAAAAGGAACUUACGAUGAAGAAUGAAAUAACUUUGAAUGGUGCUGAUGUCGAGAGGUUUAAAGUGGAAGAUUGUUGACCAAGAAUCGACUGUAUCGCCCCAACAUGGUUUGAUUUGUUUUCAGGUUGUGAUACUCUCGUGAACUGAAUCUUAAUGUCCACAGUUUCCUUUCUCCUCAUUUGUUGAGGCGUCAAUGAUGUCAGACACACUGAAUCUUAUUAAUGUCCACAGUUUCCUUUCUCAUUUGUUGAGGCUUCAAUGAUGUCAGCCCUGUGUCGACAAAUCUUGUGCUGCAGAUCACACGAGUCUGAACAGCAGCCUCCCCCCCCCCUUUUCUCAAAUCUAUUUGGAGACCUUUCUUACCACAUUUGUAUAUAUACAUAUACAAACUCUAGAUGGACGCUAGUAUUACACUGUAUGGAUGUGCACGAAUGACCCCCCGCCCCUCAGAACAAAAAUUUGACCUAAUCAUUUCUCUUUGUGUAUAAACUACAAUCUGUGAUGGUUCUAUUUUUGUUCAUGGUAGCAUUUGUUGACACAGUGUUUUUUUUUUUGUUUUGUUUUUUCUUUAUUGUAUAUAAAACUGAUUCAUUCACACAGAGAGUGAGGGGGCCGUUUUUUUGUUUUUUCUCGAUUGUAUAUAGAACUAAUUCAUUCAAUGUAUCCAUGAUGUCCCCUUGUUCUAAAUUAUUAUUUAGCUGGUCAUAUCAACUACAGUAGUCUUGACAAAUAAAACUCAUGACACAGUC
Molecule: messenger RNA, 9490 nt
Organism: Biomphalaria glabrata
Lineage: Eukaryota; Metazoa; Mollusca; Gastropoda; Planorbidae
Product: mediator of RNA polymerase II transcription subunit 13-like
Exons: 35
Coding region: 148-6510 (2120 amino acids)
Biological process (GO): regulation of transcription by RNA polymerase II
Cellular component (GO): mediator complex
Molecular function (GO): transcription coregulator activity
Source: RefSeq, a predicted model, not a curated record